Molecule: messenger RNA, 4634 nt
Organism: Lemur catta (Ring-tailed lemur)
Lineage: Eukaryota; Metazoa; Chordata; Mammalia; Primates; Lemuridae
Gene: TXLNB
Product: taxilin beta
Exons: 10
Coding region: 155-2209 (684 amino acids)
Molecular function (GO): syntaxin binding
Source: RefSeq, a predicted model, not a curated record
GACUGUGUGUAUGUGUAUGGGGUUUCUCUCUCCCUUGUAAGCACACAGCCAGCCCACCUUCUCCUGCUGUUGCUGCUCUGACUUGCUUUGUGCUGCCUCUUUCCUCUCCUCUCUCUUCUUGCUUAGCUCCUUGCGUUCUGAUACCACUCCCAGCAUGGAGACUAAUCACUCUGAACAGCCCCCAGCAGAGCCAGAGGCAACCUGCCCAGGAGACAGUUCAUCAUCACCCAGUCAAAACGGCCUGGAGAAGGACAGCGGUCAGGAUUCCUCAACCCCACUCCACGCACCAGGAAAAGAGGCAAGCGGGCACCCCGAUAUCUCUGAGGAGUUGAAUCGACAGCUGGAAGACAUCAUAAACACGUAUGGCCCUGCUGCCAGUACCGUCGGGAAAGAGGGCCCUGCCAAGGCCAAGGAGCAGCCUGACAUUGCAGAAUCACCCGACAAUGAGGACGUGGACUGUGAAGAAACCAAUGAAGAAGCUGAAAAAGACGCAGUUGCUCCUGGAGAGCCACACACAGUCAAAGAGCCCGUCAGCAACAAAGAGCAAAAACUGGAAAAGAAAAUGCUGAAAGGAUUAGGCAAAGAAGCCAACCUGCUAAUGCAAAAUCUGAACAAGCUGCAAACACCUGAAGAAAAGCUUGAUUUUUUAUUCAAGAAGUAUGCUGAAUUGCUGGAUGAACAUCGCACUGAGCAAAAGAAGUUAAAGCUUCUACAAAAGAAACAGGCACAAAUCCAAAAAGAAAAGGACCAGUUACAAAGCGAACACAGCAGAGCUAUCCUCGCUCGAAGCAAACUGGAGAGUCUGUGCCGGGAGCUGCAGAGACACAACAAGACCCUGAAGGAAGAGACCCUUCAGAGGGCACGUGAGGAAGAAGAGAAAAGGAAGGAGAUUACAAGUCAUUUCCAGAGCACCCUGACAGACAUCCAGGCUCAGAUCGAACAGCAGAGUGAACGAAACAUGAAGCUCUGUCAGGAGAACACAGAGCUCGCAGAAAAGCUGAAAAGCAUCAUCGAUCAGUAUGAGCUCAGAGAGGAGCACCUGGACAAAAUAUUUAAACACAGAGAACUGCAGCAGAAGCUGGUGGAUGCAAAACUGGAGCAGGCACAAGAAAUGAUGAAGGAAGCAGAGGAGCGCCACAAACGAGAAAAGGAAUAUUUGCUGAACCAGGCGGCAGAGUGGAAACUUCAGGCCAAAGUGCUGAAGGAACAAGAGACAAUUCUGCAGGCCCAGCUUACUCUCUACUCAGGAAGGUUUGAAGAGUUUCAGAGCACACUGACGAAAAGCAAUGAAGUGUUCGCCACUUUCAAACAGGAAAUGGAUAAAACAACGAAGAAAAUGAAGAAGCUGGAAAAGGACACAGCCACGUGGAAAGCCCGGUUUGAGAGCUGUAACAAGGCUCUGUUGGACAUGAUUGAAGAGAAAGCGCUGAGAGCUAAAGAAUACGAGUGUUUCGUGAUGAAAAUUGGGAGACUAGAAAACCUCUGUCGUGCUUUACAAGAAGAGAGAAAUGAACUCUACAAAAAAAUCAGAGAGACAAAAACAUCUGAAAAAGAUGACCAAAGUCAGCACACCUCUGAUGAAGAGCCAGAGUCAAAUGUCUCUGUGGAUGAAGAGGUUGGUGCAGAGGAGGCCAAGCGUGUGCAAAACGCUGUGGAAAAUCUGGCCAUGGCCUUCAUGGUAAUUCAUCAUCCAGAGUCAACCCCACAACAGUCCAAAGAAAGCCAACCAGAAUUCGGCAGUCCUCAUGGGUGCGGCGACACUGCCCUCAAGGAGCCAGAACAACCCCAUCUGGUCAAUUCAGGGGAGACAGAGAGUCCCCAGCCUCGCCCCACUCCUCAGGCUGAAGCCCCAGGAGGCAGUGAGGCAGAACCUCCCUCCAAGACCAGUAAUCCCCCUGCUGGGUUGGAAGCAGAAGCCCAAGGCGAGGGUCUCCCCGCUGGAGCACAGGCUCAGCAGCAGUCCUGCAAGCCAGGGGCAGAAGCUUCAGGUCAGACCCCUCAGUCCCCAGCUGAGGCCCCCCUACAGAGGGUGGAGGCAAGUGGUCCUGCGCCACCAUCCCCAGCAGAUGGGCAAGGGCCAGCUGGGGUGCCUGGAGGUGAGCCCAGUAGGCAGCCCCAUCCAGCAGCAGCAGAGGAGCUGCCCCCAGGGGCCUCGGACAGGCCCCAGCUGCCCGAAGUGACCGACACCAAUCUGGAAGGUGUAGACUAGGCCUCACCGUGCCUUCAGAGGCUGUUCUUGACUCUUUGCACCUUGGUCACAACAGAUUGUCUUCUGAAAGAGGCAUUAAGGGCUAGGCAUGGCAAACGGAAGAGAAUUAGGAUCAAGACAAUUUUUAACGUUAUGCAGAGCACAUUCAUUAAGACUUUGCUAUUUGUUCUCAAUUUAUAACUGAUUUGGAGCUUUUCUAUUUAACACUGGUUGAUAGUAUUAUAUAAUUUUCCCAAAUGGCAACGAUACAUACCAAUAGCAAAUUCAUAUUACUUUUCCAUUAAGAUGAUGCUUAAUUCAAUGUCUCAAUCAACAAUAAGAUUUGGUAUUUAAAGACUUCUACUAUGAUAUAUAAAUUCAGAAAAUGUGAUGUUCUAUUUACUUCCACAUAUUUCCAUAGUAAUUUAUGGAUGUCCAGAUUCCAUUUAAAUAGUAUAUGUACAUAAUAUAUGCAAACAGGUUUAUUUAUAUGUAUAUAUGUAUGCAUAGAUGUAUGGAUAUAUACAUAAAUUUAUACACAUUAAUAUACACUUAUAUACACAUAUAAGAUAUAUACAUAUAUAUAAAUGUAUAUAUUACACAUAUAUUUCUCUCCUUCCUGGAGUUUUCUCUAUGCAAAAUAUUUAGAUGCUCAUCAAAAAAUUAUCUCCUACUUGCACUUGGGACUAUGAUAGACUAAUGGUCUAUGAAUCAGAAGUAGGUUCAGAACACAAGUAUUUAGGCUAUCAUUACACUGGGCAAAAAUAAGUCACCCAAUUGUAGAUCAAUAAAUUCAAGCAACUGAUCAAAUGACAGAAGAGUGGUUGGGUUAGACUGCAAGUUUGUGCAGACAGCAUGGACACAAAGACGGCCACAAGAGACCCUAAACAGAAAAGGGGAACAAAGGCUCAGCCCAUUGCAUUGCAGCCCCCUCCUGUGGUCAGGCCGCCCAGAGUGGAAAGGAUUGGAAGUGGGAAAGGGAGUGAGGGAUUGAGGGGUUGAGGGACCUCAGAGUGGGAAGAGGCUGUGCUCUGGUCCCCUGCCUCUUGUGCUACAAAUAUCUCAAGACAGAAUAUUCACCUCUUGCUAUCACUGUCUAUAUUCUCAAAGCAUCUGCUCCCUCCUUCCAAACUCCCUCCUUCGCAGCUGGAAAUUAUAGCCAACUCUCAGCUCAAUUAAUGCUAAAUAAAACUGUUAUUUUUCCAAAACAGAAAUCCACACAGGGUCUCAACAUGAGUGAUGAGGCUUACAAACCAACACAUUUUCUGCUUUGAGGAUUUCUCUGCAGACCAGAGUAGAAAGCAAAACAUAAAUGGGUCCCUACACAAAACGAUUUCAAAAAUGGUGACGAUUCAGGAAAAGGCAAAAGCUGGAAACACCUGGGGUUGUCUACAUGAGUAUUACAUUAUCACUGCUUGACAAGAACCUCUAGUGAUACUGACAGCAUAGAUUACUCUACCUAGGGUAAAGGAAGACUGCAAAGAUGAAAUAGGAAGGAAGAGAGGGAGGGAGGGGGAAGGGAGAGAAGGAGGAAGGGAAAAGAGAGGAAAGAAAAAAAAGUCUAACUCAAUCCUUCCUUAAAAGUUGAACUUACGAAAAAAAAUGGAUAAAAGCAAGAUUCUCUACUACGCAUUCAGGAAAUCAUUCUUCAAUGUUGCAUGUGGCUGUUUGCCAAGGCACAUAAAGCACUUCUAGGCAGCAGCCAUAUGCUAUAAGAAUUGUAAACUGCAUACAAUUUGUUUGAAGUAGACAGUGAGGGUAAUAACAAAAUUGCUAGGCAGGAAAAAAAGUCAGGAAAAAAGUAUGCUGCUAUUUAAGAAUCUGUGUAUUUUUAAAGGCUUAAAAUAUUAUAACCACAAGGUAUCCAGCCAAAUUCAACAUUACUGGAAGUCUUAGAGAUUUAAGCAUUUACUUAAUUCAAAGAUAAAUAUUCACCAUAAAAAUCCAGGAGGGUCUCCUUCCCCACUAUUUACAGAGGCUGAACUUCCAAGAAUGGUGUAAGAUUAAAGAAUCAUAGGAAAGUCUCAGUCUGAAUGUUUAGCAAGAGAAACAGGCAGGAGAGGAGCAAAAAUCCAGUAAAUCAAAUAUUCCAACACCCAAAGUUCAUUAUGUUCAUGCAAAAGGCUUUCAUAGCAACAUAUUACUCACUAUGGUGUGUAUCUUGGGCAGAGUUUCAGAUACAAUGACUUCCCUAAAAUUUGUAAAGGCUUUGGGAGAAUUAUUUUCAUAUUCCAAGAAUGUUUCAUUAUAGUCCUUUGUGUUAGAAUUUGGCCUUACUAAUUAUAACAAUAACUCAUAAAGAACUGAAAGCAGAAGAAAUAUCUGUCCUUUGUCAAGUUCAAGUAACUGUUUUCAGAGAUGCCAAGUCUACUUUCUAGAAACACUAGAGUUGUUGGUAUUUUAUAAAUUAUGUAUCCAUUAAAAAGGUACUUCUCUUCCCAAAUUC